GACAAUUUGACCUUCAAGUGUUCGCGACCUCCAACAGUGAACUAUACCGCUGGAGGUUUGCAUUUUUUCCCGUGCAUUUGGUGGCCAUCCCUUUGUUUGUUGCGUUAUCGCUCAGUUUUUAUCUGAUAAUUCCAAAAAUACUUAUUCUUAAUAAAUCUCACAAGGAAUGGGACCUCACUUUGGUGUAGUACAACCAAUUUUCACGGAUUUCUAUGAAUUGACAAUGUCGUAUGCUUAUUGGCAAGCUGGAAAAGCCAAUGAUACUGCAACUUUUGAAAUGUUUUUUCGUAAAAAUCCUUUCAAUGGAGAGUUCACUAUAUUUGCUGGUCUUCAAGAUUGUAUUGACUAUUUAAGUUCGUUUAGAUUCACUCAAGAUGAUAUUGAAUAUUUGCAAAAAAUUAUGCCAUCAACUGUUGAUCCCGAUUUCUUUGAUUAUUUGCUUAGUAUUGAUACAAAGGGAUUAUCGUUAUGGUCUGUUAAAGAAUGUUCAGUUGUUUUUCCAAAAGUUCCUAUUAUGCGAGUUGAAGGACCAAUAGUACUAUGUCAACUUGUGGAAUCUACGUUAUUGAAUUUGGUUAAUUAUGCGAGCCUAGUGACUACCAAUGCUACACGUUACCGUCUGGCUUGUGGUCCAAGUAAAAAAUUAUAUGAAUUUGGUUUACGUCGUGCUCAAGGACCAGAUGGUGCACUCUCAGCUUCAAAAUAUGCAUAUUUAGGAGGUUAUGAUGGAACUAGCAAUGUUUUAGCUGGGAAAAUAUAUGGAAUUCCAGUUGUUGGGACACAUGCACAUUCAUUUGUGUCAGCUUUUCAAUCUUCUUAUGAAGGGGAAUGUAUAAGUGAUUUCGGAAAAUUCAGAAGAGAAGCCGCCGAGUUAAAUAACUCAUAUGAUGAUCACCUUUUAGACUUAAACCGUCAACCAAUGAAAUUGAAUGAAUUUUUGAAACGUUGUUGGUAUUGGUCUACUAGUUUAUCUCGUGUAUUAAAAUAUCAUUCCGAUCAAAUACAUCCAGGUGAAUUAAAUGCAUUCGCCAAUUAUGCUGUUGCAUUUCCGACAAAAUUUCUUGGUUUACUUGAUACAUAUGAUGUGUUAAAAUCAGGUUUACCAAAUUUUUGUGCAGUUGCAUUAGCUCUUCAUGAAUUUGGUUAUCAAGCUAUUGGUAUACGUAUUGAUAGCGGUGAUAUAGCCUACUUGUCAUUGAAAAUUCGUAAUACGUUUCAGGUAAUCAGUUCACAUUAUAAUUUACCUUGGUUUGCACAACUUCAGAUACUUGCCAGCAAUGAUUUAAACGAAGAUACAUUACAUUCUUUUAAUCAACAAGAUCACUCAAUUGAUGCAUUUUGUGUUGGAACAAAUUUAGUCACCUGUCAAAAACAACCAGCCUUAGGAUGUGUAUAUAAACUUGUUGAAAUUAAUGGAACUCCAACAAUGAAACUUAGUGCUGAUUUUGAAAAACUUACUUUGCCAGGAAAAAAAGUAGUUUAUCGUUUAUAUAGUCAGCAAGGUGAAGCAUUACUAGAUUUAAUGAAACGUUCACAUGAAGAUUCUCCAAACGUUAAUGAACGUAUUCUUUGUAGACACCCAACUCAAGCAUCGAAACGUGUUUUUGUUGUACCCGGAAGAGUUGAACAAUUACUCAAGUUAUAUUGGAAUUGUGGAAAAGUAAUUUAAAAUCAUUUAUUUAUCUUUAAUUAAUUAUUACCACAACUGUUUUUGGUAAGAGUAUAAUAUACUGACGACCUUGGAGGAUUUAUCACCCAAUCAGGAAAUGGUGCCUUGUUAUAAAACAAUUAACAAUACAAAGUAAUGGAAUACCAGUGUUAUAACAGCUUUGGUCGUAAUAAUUAACAUUCACAACUCAAAUUAUCCCUUGUGGUAAAGAAAAAGGUUAGUUAAACCAUUGCCAACAUUGAAUGAAUCUAGAGAAUACGCUAUAAAUGAAUUAAACACUCUAAGACCAGAUUAUAAACGUAUAACUAAACCGACACAAUAUAAAGUUUCAGUUUCAGAUGAAUUAUAUCAAUUUACUCAAGAAUUAUGGCUUAGUAUUACACCAAUUGGUGAAAUUAGUUAGUAACUUUAUUCAAUUUUUUAUUACUACUGUUAUAAAUAGUCCAUUUUUCUUUAUAUCCACCUUUCACAUCUAUCUAAUUUAUAACAAAUGUAUUCUUUUUUGCCUGGAAUCAUUUGUUUAUUACUCAUUUCCUUAUUAUUAAUAGUAUUCUGAUUAGUAUUUUGUUUAAAUCUCGCUUUACAAUACAAAUAGAUUGCUUUCAAUAUUUUUUUGUGAUAAAUCUGAAGGAUACAUUCAAAACAACAUAUCUAUGUAUUUUUGACUACAUUUUCUCACACCAAAUAUUUUUUCUAUGUAUAGAUUAUGGAUACCAAUAAAAAUUUUGUCUUCUUCGCAAAGAAUAUUCAAUUUAAUUGCCACUUUGUUGUUGUUAAAUUCUUUGUGGUAAUAGACAACAUAAGCUAUGCUAUGAAAUAAUGGGGAAUAUUUUUCAACUCAGGUGGAUACUUUUGGCAGUGUUGAAUUCUUCUAAAUAAAUGUUCUAAUUUCAGAGUUCUCAUUUUCACUCUGGACAACACAUUAUCAGUGCUUACUACAAAAGGUUACACGGAACGAUAAUGAAUGUUUUACUACCAAAUCAUCGAGCUCGGAGAACACAACAAAACUAUUUUAUGGGAGAAUGCUCUCAUUAUAUAUCGGGUUUACAUUUUAUAUGCACAUAAUAUUGGUUAGUGAGUAACUGCGUCAAUAAACCCCUCUCAGUCAUUGUAUUCUUAUCAUCUGAAAUUGAUUACUGAGAAUAAAUAUGAUUUCCUAAGUGUUUUUAUUUAUUUUAGUUCUGACUAAAAUAUUCAUAUCUUAGCUAAAAUGAUUAUAAUUUGUUUUCGAAUUUUUUUGUCCAUUUUUAAAAUUUUAUUGUUUGUACUUUCAA
This is a messenger RNA of Schistosoma spindalis, 2943 nucleotides long. Lineage: Eukaryota; Metazoa; Platyhelminthes; Trematoda; Strigeidida; Schistosomatidae. The record is from the annotation of a GenBank genome assembly.